This is a messenger RNA of Folsomia candida, 1455 nucleotides long. RefSeq names its product Down syndrome cell adhesion molecule-like protein Dscam2. The transcript has 10 exons. Gene Ontology annotation, molecular function: protein binding. Bases 1 to 1455 code for a protein of 484 amino acids. The record is from RefSeq and is a predicted model, not a curated record. NCBI's taxonomy places the organism in Eukaryota, Metazoa, Arthropoda, Collembola, Entomobryomorpha, Isotomidae.
AUGAUCACGGUUGGAUUUACAUCCGCUCCCAAAUUUGUCUCCUCAGUUCCGCCAAAGCUGAUGCCGUUCCAGUUUAUGAACACGGUUUUGCGGGAAGGAAUGCGGGCGGCGGUGUCCUGCCAACUCCUCGAGGGCGAUCGACCCAUCGAUCUCGUUUGGGAAUUCGAAGGGAAACCAAUCUCGGGAGGAGUGACAAAGGGUAUUAUGAUUCGAGUUCCGGACGAGUAUUCCUCAACAUUGGUGAUCGACUUGCUUUCUUCCGUGCAUAACGGGAAAUACACCUGCAUCGCGGAAAAUUCGGCGGGACGGGAACACUAUUCUUCCGAGCUUACGGUACAAAGCAUGCAGCCGGGCGACUACAAGGACAUUUUUCCCCCCACCGGAAACUCGUCCCCCUUCACUAAUGGGACCGUUAGAUUCGACCAAGUGCGAAAAUCGGACGAGGGGAAUUAUCUGUGCGAGGCGAGAAACGACGUGGGCUCCGGCCUCUCCAAAGUCAUCUUCCUCAAAGUUAACGUAAGGGUUUCAGCACCGGCCAAAUUUAACACUGAAGAACAAUCAGCAAACUCCCUGAUUUCCGUGCGCGUCGGGGAGAAAGCGAUUCUUGGCUACCGAGUCGGUGGCGACCUUCCAAUUCUGAUCGAAUGGGGCAACAAACACGGCAAAAUUGGGCCACAUUCGAAUCACAGCUACACAUUUCGCCAGCAAGAAUUGGAGGAUGGUAUUUUAUCCGAAUUGUUGAUAGCCUCCGUUGACCGGAGCGAUUCUGGAGCUUAUUCUUGCCGAGCUUCCAACCCGUUCGGGUCAGAUCACACCAUCGUCUCGCUCAAGGUGCAAGAGCCCCCGGAGCAGCCGGGUAAUUUGCGCGUGGUCGAGGUGGGGAGCCGGUCGGUGGGGAUUUCCUGGCUGGAAAACUUCAACGGGAACAGCCCCCUCAUCAACUUCAUCAUUCAGAGCAAGUUCCCCUCAGAAACCUGGACCGAAGCCGAAGUCGAAGAACUCGCCGUUCCCGCGACCCAAUCCACCGCGCUCGUUGAAGGCCUCACCCCUUCGUCGACUUAUCAUGUCCGCGUCCUCGCCCAAAACGGGGUCGGCUUCAGCCCCCCCUCGGAAGUCGUGCAGGUCACCACGACCGAAGAAGCCCCCGAAGGCCCGCCCAUCGAAAUCGUGGCGGAAGCGGAUUCCUCCACGAGACUGAGGGUCCGUUGGGCCCCGCCGGAAAGGGCGCUCUGGCACGGGCAGAUUUUAGGCUACUAUCUCGGCUACCGAGAACUCUCCCUCGCUCUGGCGGAUCACCCCGUGCUGCUUUCACGAGAGGAUGGAAAUGAAGGUGUAGAAAUAACGGGUGAAAAUGGGAGGAGCUUGCUUCAUUCACAUUUACACAGAAAUUUGGCCGAUUUACAUGGAUAUCAUUUCAAAACGGUGGAGGUUCCAAUUCGCAAAGGCUUCAAAUAA